Molecule: messenger RNA, 906 nt
Organism: Aspergillus pseudonomiae
Lineage: Eukaryota; Fungi; Ascomycota; Eurotiomycetes; Eurotiales; Aspergillaceae
Gene: ssn8
Product: cyclin-dependent protein serine/threonine kinase regulator SSN8
Exons: 3
Coding region: 1-906 (301 amino acids)
Biological process (GO): positive regulation of transcription by RNA polymerase II
Cellular component (GO): mediator complex; nucleus
Molecular function (GO): cyclin-dependent protein serine/threonine kinase regulator activity
Source: RefSeq, a predicted model, not a curated record
AUGGCUGCCAAUUAUUGGGCGUCGACUCAACGUCGACAUUGGUUGUUUACGAAAGAAAGAUUGGCAGACAUUCGAGAGUCCUUUAGAGAGAGAGACAAGCCCGCGCAUUCGCAGUUUCCUCUGCCGGAUCAGAGGCUGCUCAACAUCUACUUUAGUCAACAACUCAUAAAGCUUGGAAAGAGGAUGUCAACUAGACAGCAGGCCCUCGCCACGGCUCAAGUAUACAUCAAACGGUUUUAUACUAAGAACGAGAUAAGACAUACAAAUCCGUAUCUGGUGGUCACCACUGCAUUCUAUCUCGCUUGUAAGAUGGAAGAAUGUCCUCAACAUAUCCGGUUUGUGGUCGCAGAGGCCCGUAACUUUUGGCCCGAGUUCAUUGCCCCGGACGUGUCAAAGCUAGGUGAAUGCGAGUUCGCUUUGAUAUCCGAGAUGAACUCCCAGCUCAUCGUUCAUCAUCCAUAUCGGACUUUAUCUGAGCUCCAACCGGAGCUAUCGCUUACAUCAGACGAAGUAGCUCUGGCAUGGUCGGUAAUCAAUGAUCACUAUCUUACUGAUCUACCAUUACUAUAUCCACCUCAUGUGAUCGCGGUCAUGGCAAUCAUUGUUGCCGUUGUCUUCAAACCGAGCCAGACGAGUUUCCAUGGGACUGCUGCCCCAUUGGCCGGAGCGAUGCGAGAUGGAGGGAUGAAUAUCCUCGCAGCUUUGGGAGAUAAGAAUGGCGCUGGCCCGCCUCUCCGAAUUCAGAAACUCGUUGGCUGGCUUGCCGAGAGUGAGGUUGAUAUUCGAGCUGUUAUUGAAUGCACCCAAGAGCUGGUGUCUCUAUAUGAGAUCUGGGAGAAUUAUAGCGAAAAGCACUGCAAGGAGCUUCUUGGCCGGAUGGUGAAGAGUAAGAAUCUGGACAAGUGA